AUAUAAAAUUAAUUUAUACCCUAUUAAUGAAAUCUUCAAUUAAAAUAAAUCUCUAAUUGAGUUCUUUAUUCUCAAUUACCCUAUUCAAUUUGGUCCAAGAACUAUGAAGCUUGACUGCUACUGGGCUCUCACUUUUCUAGUAUGCUAGUUUCUAUUCAAUUUUAAUUAUUAAUUAUUAAUUAAUUUUUUAUAUUUUUAUAUUUGGAAAGAGGACACACUUAGAUAACAACCUCACUCGGCCACUAUUUCUCAUCCCCAUUGUCCAAAUUUGGGUGCAUAUAAGAAAAUGACACACCCCAUUGGCAUUUGGCAAUAUAUAUUGUUAGCUUAAAUCAUGUUUAGGACUUAGUAAUUGAGUAAAGACGACUAAUAUGACAAACUAAAUGUAAAAGAGUCCAUACUUUAUUGCAUAAUAUAUUAUUUUAAGUUAAUUAUCCUUAUCAUGACUUGAUUCAAGAAACAAAAUUGUUAGGGAAAACAAACUCAUGUUGUCAAGCUAGGGGUCAAUAAAACACAGCCCUUAAAACUUAUGACAUUUUUUUAUAUCAUAUCCGAAUUGACAUGUAAAUUAUUCAAGAAUUAGAGAUUUAUUAAAGUUAGGUAGAGAAUGAUGCAUGUUUCAAAGGUAUAUUUGGCUUCCAAAAUAAUCAUUACCAGUCUUCUUACCCACGCUGGGACUGCCAAGCAAAGUGAGGAAUUUGCAGCAAGAACAAACAAAAGAAGGAAUCAGAACAGCUACCAAAGUAAGGAAGGAGAGGGAAACCAAAAUGUAAUAGUACAAAUAUGAAUAUUAAGACUUUCUCAAUCUGUAUGAUUUUGGAUCAUAGGAAUGGUUCAAUCUGUAAGAUGUGGCUUAAGAGGGAUGAAUUCACUCCGUGUCUGUCAUAUGCAUAUAAUUAAUUAUGGGUUGUUAAGGGUGGGUUAAUGACGUGAAGUAGUGGGUAAUUAGUGGGUUAGUGGUUUCCUAGAAUUGGGGAUUUAGUUUAUGCAUUGUUGUUUACGUUUCAGUAGUUUGUAGAGUUCUUAGUUCUCUAUUUAAAGCAGCAGAUUGAAAGAAGAGCAGGCAAUCAAGUAUAAUCAAGAAAAGAGUUUUAUACACCUACGUGUUAAUUUGGGAGAUUGGCUUUCCUCGAAAAAGUUUAGGGGUUCCGUUCUCGUCAUUAAAAAGUACACUUCUCUUCUACCAUUCUAUCAAUCUUUCCUCCAUUCUUAUUCUUCAUAUCCCGAUCUUUCACCCUAAAUUCUAUUCUCCGAAAAGGGUACGUAACAGUGUCAUCAGUUUUACUAGGGAGUGACCAAAACUAUGCAAAGGGAGAGCUGACUGACCUGCUUCCUCUGCUUCAAAAUCGUCAUAUCCGCGACCAAGCGAAACCGAUCAUAACAGCAAAAGAAAAUGUUCGUGAGAGGUUUCUCAGGAGAACAACCACCUGAAACGAAAUUGACAGGGAAGAGGAAUAGUUUAUCACAACCGUAUUAAGUAUCAGUAGGAGAAAAGAGAUGGAACAACAAAGCAACUGAGGGAAGAGAGAACAAAAACAAAGGAGUACAGGAAUAGUGAGAAAAACCUGCAAAUGGGUUAAGGUGAAAUAAUGAGUGGACCACAAAUGAAAGAGUCCCGUGGUGUUUCAUCCACCAUCAAAAACGAAAAUAUACCUUCUCCUCGCUCUUUUCUUGUGCCAACCCAAUCUCCUCAACCCUCUCUGCUCCCCUUAUCAAACCCCACUCCCCAGUUUAGGAAUUAGGGUUCUAGACUCGGGGACAUCAAAAAUCACAACCACCAUUGUGGCCACAAAUGGCGCCCUCUACCAGCCGCGAAUUCCCUUCCCUAUCUUUCGUCCCUCUCCUCAUCCUGAUAAUCACCUCCACCGCAGCAGAACCCAGAUCCGCAACCGCCGCCGAAGACCCAACCCCGACGCCAUGGCCGCUCCAAUUCCACUCCGUACUCUUCAUGAACAAAAGUGGCAUUCUCCAGAUGAUCGACCUCUGGUACGACUGGCCCAAUGGCCGCAACUUCAACAUCAUCAGGGACCAGCUGGGCAAGCUCACCUACGACGCCGAGUGGAACAACGGCACCUCAUUCAUGUACACCCUAGAUUCCGAUCGCGAAUGCAAAACCCUCUACCCGGGCGUCGGCAUCCUCCGACCCAAUUGGCUCGACGGCGCCAAUUACCUGGGCCAGCGCUACAUCGACGGCUUCCUCUGCAAUGUUUGGGAGAAGGUCGAUUUCAUUUGGUACUAUGAAGACGUCGAGACCAAGCGCCCCGUCCACUGGGUUUUCUACACGGGGAGGCAUGCUCAUGUGAUGACAUUUGAGGUGGGAGCCGUGCUGGAAGAUGCUGGAUGGCAGGCCCCUGCUUACUGCUUCGGCGGCGAACAACAACGGGGAAAGGAGAGAAACCCUGCAGCAGGAAGAAUUGAAUCUGUGGUCGGUGUUAGGAGGUUCCUUUUCGGCUGACCGCAUCAGAAUUGUAAAAUGUGCUUGUUUCUAUGCUUUUGCUAUUCUCUUCUGCCUUGUGAUCGUUUGAUUCUAGUUGAGCUCUCUCCAUUUCUAGGAUGAAUAAGAGUUUUGUGGCACCGCUUCCGGUAGAUUCCCACUUCUUGGUUGUUAAUGAUUCGAGUCAAGCUGAGUUUUGUCAUAAUUUGGACACGGUUCAUUUAAAUAAUUCUAAGUUCGUGCUUGGGUCGUUAAUAAAAAUAGAAGAUCGAGUUUGGCCUGGGAUUGUCAAAUGAAAUUAACAAGCAAAAAUGAAGUUCAGAUGAUAAAAUGUCGAUUGUAGUUCAAGUUCAAGCUAGAAUCGACUAAGAAGACACCAAUAUCAAAUACUUAAAGGCUUUUGAGCUUGUUCACUAGCCUAUCUAGCAAAAUCUGUCAAGGCUCGUGCUCUGCUUGUUCAUGAACCAACUCAGAUAAAAACAAGCAGAGUGUCGGACGAGUGUUUCUGAAAUCGGAUGCCAAGUCGUUCAUGAGCAACUUGGUUCAUUAACAGCCAUAUUAAUACGAGUGCCAUGAAAAUGUUUUAAUGGGUGGCUUCAUAGGGGUAAAAGAAUAAUAGUGGGAGUUGACUUCUAACCUUGAGCUUCGCUUGGCCUUUAUUCUAUAUCGUAUCUCUCCAACAUCUCCUUGCUUGCAUAAUUUUUUUCAACGUAUUUUUCUAAUUUGAGGAAUUUUUUUUUUUUUUGACAAAAGAUAAUCUUAUAUUGAUUCAAAUAAUAGGCAGUUACACCCUAGAAGACAGCCAGGUCUGAAAAUCAAAGGAACGACUCAUGGCCGGGUACAAAGAAAGGGCUUUCCUAGCCACCAAAUGGGCAACCCUAUUACUACGCCGACCUACAAACUGAAUGCUAAACCUAGGCUGGGCAUGGAGACAAUUAGCAAUUUCUUCAAGAACGGCACCCAUCCUGUUAUCUCCAUGAUCCCCCCCCCCCCCCCCCGAUUGAGCUUAUCAAUAAUGACUUUGACGUCGCCUUCAAAACGAACAUCAGUAAGCCCUAAUCCUUGACACCAAAGCACAGCCUCCCGAAGCACCAACAAUUCCACAACCAUCGGAUCAUCAAUAAACGCAAAUUGCACUCCCGUGGCCAUACUGAUCACUAGGGGUGGCUAUACGGUCCGGUCCGGUUAAAUUGGCCCAAAUUGAUCCGGUCCAGUCCGGUCUUUUUGAAAAUAUAAGGACCGAAGAUUGGAUUGGAUACAGUCCGGUCUUGAUCCGGUCCGGUCCCAAUUCGGUCUUGAUUUUACAUUGAGAUUGUGGGAUUUGAGUGGCCUAAGACCUUAAAGGGUGAGGAGUUGGUUAAGUUUUGUACUAAGUGCAAAGGUUUGUGACCGUUUAUGCAAAUUACCCUUAAGUUUUGGGUGUUGAGCUCUCUUAUCCGGUUUUUUACCUCAAAUCUAAGCCCAAAAAUUGGAUUGUUUACUAUCCGGUCCCGGUCCGGUCUCGGUCCGGGUUAUACGGUCCGGUUUCCGGUUUUUAAUCCGGUCCCGGUCCAAAUAGCCACCCCUACUGAUCACCCCCGUAGGAAACAGAAGAACCAUUCCACCAGCCGAGUGAGACCCCCUCCUAGUGGCCCCAUCCCACCUACAGACCAAACGAGGAUCACCUUCCGCCUCCAGCUGACCAGAGCUAGGAAGAGGAGCCUGCGAGAUGGAGCGGGCGGGCAACCGAACCCAUUCCUCAUACUACUGGGUAAACUGACGCAUCACCACCUAGAUCCCAAAAUGUUUUCCUUCGAAUACCACACAGUUAUGAGAACGCCAGAUCCGCCAGAGGAUGACAACCACCGCAAUGAACAAAGUUGGUUGACUGAUUAAGGCCAAGAGCCUUUUGAGAAACAACGGAAACGUCUGACGAGGUAACCCCUCCCCUAGAUAGUCCAAUCCCGAGUAGUCCCAGAGGGCCCGAGCCACUGGACAGUAAAGGAACAAAUGCUCUAACGAUUAUGAACUAUCCCAGCACACCGGGCAACGGGGGUGAAUCGGGACCCUACGCUCAAUGAGAGCCUCAGUAGUUGGGAGGGCCCGAAAGAGAAUCUGCCAGACGAACACCUUCAGCUUAGGAGGGAUGUUUGCCUCCUACAGGCGAAUCCAACUAGCCACAGUAAUUUGAGGAUAUUGAAUAGAUAUUUUCUAUGUGUUUUCCAUCAACAAAAAAAAGAAUGAGAGGAAUCACAAUGAAAAAAAGAUCCAUCAUGUACAAUAAAUAAUUGGGUUAAUACCCUAGUUUGGCCCGAAGGUUAGCGUAAGUGUCGGUUCUGGCCCCAUUUUUCAAAUAAGACAUUUAUGGCCUACUUUUGAAAUUAUUAGACAGAUUUGGCCUGCAACUUGUGUUGACUGUUAGUAUUAACGUUCAAACAUUUAUUAAGUCAAUGACUCAGUAUCUAGUGCUGAGAUGACAUCCACAUCAUUUAUUAAUUAAGAAUAAAAAAUAAAUAAACACAUUUAAAUAAAUAAAAUACUAAAAUCCCUCGCUCUUCUCUUCCAAAUCAUUUUCCAAUCUUCCGUCGAAAAAAAAAAUCAUUUUCCAAUCCGCCUCCUACCUGCCCAGUUCCGCUCUCGCGACAUUCUUCCUCAGAAAAUAGAAAAUCCCACUGUCUUCCAAUCAUCUUCCAAUCCGACUCCCAACUGCCCAGAUCCAGCGACCCUUCCUCGUCCCUUCCGACUCCGCCGCUGCAGCGCCCGUCAUUGAGCAGGUGGUGGGCUGUAAGUCAAUUGUCGUUGCAGCGACCCCAACUGCAGCAAUAAAAAAAACUCGAUGAAGCGAUCCCCCUACUAAAUUUGGGCAGUAGACGGCGACGAGAAGCAAAGGCAAUUGAUGCGGCUGAGGCAGCGGCAGAGGUGAAUCGGCUGAUGCCUCGAGGACGGCGAGCUGACGACGACGGAGAGGACCACGGGAGCCGCCUCUCUCUUUCUCGUUCCCUUCUCCGUUCGGAUUUCCUCACUCUCCCUUUGUUUUCCCCUUCUUCUUCUCCUCAACUGUCUCGGAUUUCAUCACUAUCGCCGUUGCCUCCUUCUUGGUAGGGAUUGCUGGGGAUUGGAAUGGAAAUGGUUGGAGAAGGGUUAAUGGUGGGGGAACUGGGAAGAGAGGUCGGAAAAGAGUGGUGGGGGAGGAGGUUGGGGAAAUAAAUGUUACUUUUUUUA
Molecule: messenger RNA, 5635 nt
Organism: Linum trigynum
Lineage: Eukaryota; Viridiplantae; Streptophyta; Magnoliopsida; Malpighiales; Linaceae
Source: the annotation of a GenBank genome assembly